Molecule: messenger RNA, 1156 nt
Organism: Microtus ochrogaster (prairie vole)
Lineage: Eukaryota; Metazoa; Chordata; Mammalia; Rodentia; Cricetidae
Gene: Cfap298
Product: cilia and flagella associated protein 298
Biological process (GO): regulation of cilium movement
Source: RefSeq, a predicted model, not a curated record
GCGUGAGCCCGAAUUCCCGGGUUCCGCCACUGGGCAGCAGUUAGUCUCACUGCUGUACCGGACGGGCUGGCCUCUUGAGCCUACAGGCCUCCUGUUCCCUGCCUGCCGCCCUACCCCUCGGCGGGGCCUUCGGCGCAGCUAUGGUAGUGCUGCACGUGAAGAGAGGCGACGAGAGCCAGUUCUUGCUGCAGGCGCCCGGGAGCACUGAGCUGGAGGAGCUCACGAUUCAGGUGACCCGCGUCUACAAUGGGCGGUUGAAGGUGCAGCGGCUCUGCACAGAGAUGGAAGAGCUGGCAGAACACGGUGUGUUCCUCCCCCCUAAUAUGCAAGGGCUGACAGACGAGCAGAUUCAGGAGCUGAAGCUGAAGGAUGAGUGGGGAGAGAAGUGCGUGCCUAGUGGCGGCUCCGUCUUCAAAAAGGACGACAUCGGACGGAGGAACGGGCAAGCUCCAAAUGAGAAAAUGAAGCAGGUUUUAAAGAAGACGGUGGACGAAGCCAAAGCCAUCGUUUCUAAGAAACAAGUGGAAGCUGGAGUCUUUGUUACCAUGGAGAUGGUGAAAGAUGCCCUGGACCAGCUUCGAGGUGCAGUGAUGAUCGUUUAUCCCAUGGGGCUGCCUCCAUACGAUCCCAUCCGGAUGGAAUUUGAAAAUAAAGAAGAUCUGUCAGGAACUCAGGCGGCACUGGAAGUCAUCCCGGAGGCGGAAGCACAGCUGUGGUGGGCUGCCAAGGAGCUGAGGAGGACGAAGAAACUCUCCGACUAUGUGGGGAGAAAUGAGAAGACCAAAAUCAUCGUCAAGAUCCAGCAGAGAGGCCAGGGUGCACCAGCCCGGGAGCCGAUCAUUAGCAGUGAGGAGCACAAGCAGCUAAUGUUGUUCUACCAUAGAAGACAGGAGGAGCUCAAGAAACUGGAAGAAAAUGAUGACGACUCCUGUUUGAACUCUCCGUGGGCCGACAACACGGCUCUGAAAAGACAUUUUCAUGGGGUAAAAGACAUAAAGUGGAGACCCAGAUGAGGCCAUCAGAGCCACCAGCUCACCUUCCCAGGGCAAAUAUUAUAAAUACUGUAAAAGACAUAGACGUUUCUAUUUUCCAGUUUCUUUUAGUUUGUAUUUUUGAAAUAAGGCAUUCAUGGCUUUAGAACUUAAUAAAUACAUAC